Molecule: messenger RNA, 747 nt
Organism: Octopus sinensis (East Asian common octopus)
Lineage: Eukaryota; Metazoa; Mollusca; Cephalopoda; Octopoda; Octopodidae
Product: piggyBac transposable element-derived protein 4-like
Exons: 1
Coding region: 1-747 (248 amino acids)
Source: RefSeq, a predicted model, not a curated record
AUGCGCCAGAAUCUUCUCGAAGUAAUAGGUAAAUGGACAAAUGUUGAAGGUCCGGUUGUUUACAAAGGUAAAUGGAAGGAAACUGAUCUCUCUGAACUAAAGAAAUUUAUUGAACUGAUUAUUCUUAUAGGCGUUUAUAAAUCUAAACAUGCAAAUGUCACACAGUUAUGGAGUCAAGAAGAUGGCCACCCAAUAUUCAACAAAAUUAUGAGCCGGAGAUUUCAACAGAUUUUACAAGUAUUGCGUUUUGAUGAUGCUAGUGCAGAAAGAAAAAAGAGAAAUGAUGAUAAAUUGGAGCCCACAAGAGAAGUAUUUGAAAUGUGGAAUCAGAAUUUGCAAGAUGGAUAUGUUCCAAGUUCAUGCAUGACAGUUGAGGAACAAUUAGUUUCAUUCAGAGGGCGCUGCCCAUUCCGGGUAUAUAUUCCUUCAAAACCAGGGAAAUAUGGAAUUAAAAUUUGGGUAGUAUACGACAGUGAAACAUCUUAUGUCUGGAAAAUGCAAAUCUACACUGGAAAAGACCCAGUAAAAGGAAGAGAGACAAAUCAAGGUUCAAGAGUUUUUGGAGACCUAGUAAGAGAACUUGAAAAUACUGGUCACAAUAUAACUUGUGAUAAUUUUUUUACAUGUCUAGUAUUGGCUCGAAAGCUGCUUAGCAAGAAACCUACUUUAGUUGGAACAAUUAGAAAGAACAGAGUUGAACUUCCAAGUGCUCUCACAAAUGGAAAAAAGGAUUCUAUGAUCCUAUGA